Molecule: messenger RNA, 4066 nt
Organism: Gadus morhua (Atlantic cod)
Lineage: Eukaryota; Metazoa; Chordata; Actinopteri; Gadiformes; Gadidae
Gene: tead3b
Product: TEA domain family member 3 b
Biological process (GO): positive regulation of transcription by RNA polymerase II; embryonic organ development; hippo signaling
Cellular component (GO): transcription regulator complex
Molecular function (GO): RNA polymerase II cis-regulatory region sequence-specific DNA binding; DNA-binding transcription factor activity, RNA polymerase II-specific
Source: RefSeq, a predicted model, not a curated record
GUGGAGCCACCGCCCCCACCGCUCGGUGAUUGACGCGCACCCAUGGCUCCUCCUCAAAACUUUUUUUUCCCCUUGGUUUUCCAGAGUAGUGCGUUGAUUUCAUACCAAAGUCAUACUUAACAUUCCACUUAUACUGUCAAACCGGGAGAAAUAUUACUGAAAUCGUUCCAGGCGCCCAAAAUCAGCAUUGAUAUUGUUUUUUCUGGUGUUGACAUAAAUAGACGCCACUGAAUAAAGUUGAUGAGAAGUGGAUGCCUGGAUCUGAGAGUUGUGCGACAGAGGAAUCGAAAAGGCACAGAUCUCCUAGGGACACUGAGAGAGAUCACUGGGAGGAAUAGGACCGACAACCUGACCGCUGGACUGAGCGACUGCAUCCUAAGAUAAGCACCGCUGACAGCUGGGCUCCCUGCCGGCCCAGGGGGCGUCGCCACCAUUGCGUCCAACGACUGGAGCGCCAACGGCAGCCCGGAGGAUGGGCUGGACGCGGACAACGAGGAGCUGGACAAGGCCAUGGACGGGGACGCCGAGGGCGUCUGGAGCCCCGACAUCGAGCAGAGCUUCCAGGAGGCGCUCGCCAUCUACCCGCCCUGCGGCCGCCGCAAGAUCAUCCUGUCGGACGAGGGCAAGAUGUACGGCAAUGAAUUUGGAUCAAGCCUCUAAGGACAAGGCCCUGCAGAACAUGGCCGCCCUGUCGUCGGCCCAGAUCGUCUCCCCGAACCUCAUCAAGAGCCACCUGCCCCCGCUGCCCCCAGCACCCUACCCCAACCCAGCCAGGUUCUGGCCUUCAUCAAUCCCAGGGCAGCCUGGACCUUCUCAGGAUCUGGUUCUAGAUCUCAACCACGGGAGGCAUCUGGGCCUUGGUCGCAACAGCCACGCUAUCAAACCUUUUCCACAGUCUCCCUACUCCAACCCGGGCCCUUUACCCCCACCCAUAUCAAACUACGAGCCCCUCGCCCCCCCGCCGCCCCCUGCGGCCACGGCCGUGCCCGUGUGGCAGGACCGCACCAUCGCCUCCUCCAAGCUGCGCAUGCUGGAGUACUCGGCCUUCAUGGAGGUCCAGAGGGACCCCGACAACUACAGCAAACACCUGUUUGUUCACAUCGGCCAGACCAACCCGUCGUACAGCGACCCCCUACUGGAGGCAGUGGACAUCCGGCAGAUCUACGACAAGUUCCCUGAGAAGAAGGGCGGCCUGAAGGAGCUGUACGAGAAGGGCCCGCAGAACGCCUUCUUCCUCGUCAAGUUCUGGGCGGACCUGAACAGCAGUGGCAUGCAGGACGGGCCCGGGUCGUUCUACGGCGUCAGCAGUCAGUACGGCAGCGCUGAGAACAUGACCAUCACCGUGUCGACCAAGGUCUGCUCCUUCGGCAAGCAGGUGGUGGAGAAAGUCGAGACGGAGUACGCGCGUAUGGAAGGGGGGAAGUGUGUGUACAGGAUCCAUCGCUCGCCCAUGUGCGAGUAUAUGAUCAACUUCAUCCACAAGCUCAAGCACCUGCCGGAGAAGUACAUGAUGAACAGCGUACUGGAGAACUUCACUAUUCUACAGGUGGUGACGAACCGGGACACUCAGGAGACGUUGCUGUGCAUAGCGUUUGUGUUUGAGGUGUCCACCAGUGAACACGGAGCCCAGUACCACGUCUACAGACUAGUCAAAGACUAACCCCCCCCCUCUUGUGAAGAGACCCCCAAAGUGUGACACAAACUCCCCCUACGACGUCUCAGCCACCCAGGAAACACCCAGACUCUCUUGUGUCGGACCUACAUCCAAACGUUUUUUUCCUCUUCUUCUACCAAAAAAAAAACUCCAACAAGAAAAUGUGGCGAUGGGUGCGGAGAAGGCAUUCUCAGCCAGGAGCAGCAUCAGCAAAAAAAUAUAUUUUAAAGAAUUUAGUUUUUAACGGUCAGCUAUAUUUUUUUUUAGUUUUGAGACGCAAACAGAUGAAGUACCUUAUCAACUAUGCAACGACAGCAGAUGGACACCAAAAUGUUUUUUAAUCGAGGGAAUGAGGAAGUGUAGGGGUUUGCAAUGAUUCUUAUAGCAAUCAAGGGAAAACGCUAAGCAAUAAGAGUACGAAUGACGACGUCACAGAGCAAAGAGCAAAGCACCACAGAAGAAGAAACGUGUUUUUGUUGUUGUUGUCGUUGUGGUUGUUGGCGAUCCUACCAACAAUCAAAGACAGGACAAUAAGUGCCUUUUUUUCUCCAAAGAUUACAUCCUGACUCGCCACUUUGGAGCAUUUUUUAAUACUACCUCUUGUUUUUUUUGUAAGUAAACAGAAACAAGCCAGAUACAAGUAUAUUCUGUCAUUGAAAAAGAGGAUCCAUCGCCGUGCGUCGUUCUCAUAGACCCGCCACAGAGCUGUCGAGACCCCGGUCUCUCCCGGGCUCACACGGGGAAGAAAUGGAGUAUUUGUAUUUUUAUUUUUCCUUUGUGUGAGUUGUUUUACAAAAAUACAAUGAUGGAGUUAUACAGUCCAAAUGUACAUAAAAAGAAGAUUGAUUGUGUUGCCAAUUUCGCCAUAUCAUGUAGCCUUUCGUCUCAUCCUGUUUUGUUACACAGUAGAUAAUCAGGUCGUGCCAUAUUUAACUGGUGUAUUACCGUUUGGAAACGUCGUACUAUUUGCUAGCCUUACUAUAAACCAUCCUUCCAUGCUCUUCCCCUGUGUUUAAAGGGCUGUUUUACAACCCGGUGCGAGACUUACAAUCCAUUACAAGCCAUUUUCAAAACAGACCCUUUAGUGACAUCAUAAGUGGGAGUAUCCAACCAGAUGCAUGCUGGUAUGUUGACUAUAUCAGCCUACCAGUUACAGACCCUUUAGUGACGUCACAAGUGGGAGUAUCCGCCCAGAUGCAUGCUGGUAUAUUGACUAGAUCAGUUGGUUCGGUCCAACGGACAGGCUGAUCGUUUAUCUCCCAUCAUGCAUCGGGGGGGAGUGGCUUGUAAAGGGGAGUCAACGCCACAACCGGUGGCAAAAUAGGGCCCCUUUAACAACCCAUCAUGGAACGGUGGCUGGACAACAGACAACGAGCGUCAUGAUCUGCCUUAUGACUUAUGUAGCCUAACUAAGAUUGUUUCUGUACUGUGAUGUGUGUCCACGGAUGCUAAAGGAAUACGUUGUUACAUAGGAGUAUUUCGUGGGGACUUACAUUCACGUUUUGUGAUUAACUUAAACACAGCAUGGAGACAUCGUCCGCUCGAUGUGAUGAAAUACUAAACAGACAAACAAACGAAUAACGAAUAGUGUGUGGCUUGAGUGCCACAUAGCGAGCCUCGAGGGACAAAAACCUUUUAUUUUUUACUAACAUCUUUAUACAAGUGCUUACUUUUCAACGUGGGCGUAUUCGAGACGGAGAUAGUGUCUCUGUGCUGUGGCGUGUGACCAUUGAUUGUUAUUUAUAUAGGGGUUGGAAACGUGUGGUUACUGGUGAUGUAUUUGUACUCUUCUGCAGAUGUUAAAAGAAUCACAGAGCUGAUACCAAGGACAAAGGGCGGCCUCACUAGACACGCCAUGAUGUCUGGAGGGGGUGUGCCUGAAUCUAUAUUUACUCUAGAUAUUUAUUUAUCUAUAUAUAGACAUACUCUGUCUUUAUAUAGAUGUAUAUAUAUAUAAAGUAUUUUAAAAAACUUCAAUUUGACUUUCCGUGACGUACCGGUGUUUCAGAAGCAUUACACAAUAGCACUCUUAUCAGUUUUCUAAAUGUUUCUUUUAUACAGACAAUUUUUUAUCAAAAUUAAUGUUUUUUUUGUUUUUCUGACUCCUGUUUUCUCUUGGACUUUCAGCGGUCGCCAUAUGCACCACUGAGAAAAAUGUGUGAUCGUGUGGAUGUUGAUAAAGAAUGAGGAGCUCUCUAAUGUAUCCUGUUCAGAAGGGUGUAGGCAGUUUGUUUUUCUCGUUUGUUAAAUGGUGGUUUACUAUUGUUUCGGUUAUACCAUUGUGCAUUGCAAUUUUAUAUUUUCUGUUAUCUUCUAAAUAGGGAUUGUAAUCAAACAAAAUGUAUCUAACAAUAAAAGACGCAUUUGGGGCCAUUUGCCCCAGAAUACAUAAUAAAUGUGUUUUAAAAUUUG